Drosophila sulfurigaster albostrigata is the source of this 1927-nucleotide messenger RNA. RefSeq lists its product as uncharacterized. The transcript has a single exon. NCBI's taxonomy places the organism in Eukaryota, Metazoa, Arthropoda, Insecta, Diptera, Drosophilidae. The record is from RefSeq and is a predicted model, not a curated record. The coding region runs from base 83 to 1840 and encodes 585 amino acids.
UGAAGCUAAUGGAUUAGCCUCAUGGGUACACUCCGAUAUUGAUAAUUUGUACAGGAACAUUGGCGAUUUUAAUGAUGCUAAGAUGCGUGAAGAUCAAUUUAAAGUUCUACAACAUUUCAAGAAUAUAAGCAUUCAAGUUCACCGAAUCGAGAAGAAUUACAUUACAAUGGAUAAAGGAUUUCUUGACGACUUUCCUACCUCGAUUCAUCAGGGAGGUAUCGAUUUAGAGAGGAUUGCUGAGCUAAUGGUGGAUAUUUCUGACAAUUUUCAACUAAUGCAGAGGAUGGAGAAGUACGAGCUCGCCACACUCAUUUCAUUUACGAACUCAAUUACGUCGCCAGCAACUAGCGAAUUCAGUUCAACUUUAAUAAAUGAGUUUUAUUCAACAUUAUUCGGUCUGGAUUCUCAAUAUAUCAGCAAAGACAUGUUAACCCAAGUAGUACAAAUGUAUGAGAUGCUCCCGCAAAAAAGCUGCCUCAUUCAAUUGACGCCACAACAAUAUGUCUACUUCUUAUAUAAAAACAUCGCACUAACCGAACUGAAGGCAUACAUCCUGAUCGAGUAUUCACUGAUGAUUCGAUGGGUAUCUGGUCAACGUGAUUUAAUCGAUGAAUGGAAAACAAUUCGCCUCAACUAUGGACAGCGCGCAGAACAAAGUUUACGUCAACUGCGGAUUUUGAGCCAACAAUCCGAUCGUCUUCUAUGGAGGUGUGAUCCUGCCAAGCACAUACUUAACGUCACUUAUGAUGAGGUGACACGACUUCUCCAAGGAUAUGUCGAGAACGAAGUGGAUCUUAGCAAAGAGGGAUCCUGUUCUAAAACUUGCCCCUAUUAUCAGAAUACAACUUCAACGGCUUGCUUUCAUCAAGAGUUUUGUUCUCAACAGCCUCAAUGUCGGGGUCGCAUUUACAACUGUCAAGUAAUAGAAUCGGACUUGACGGUAUGCCAAUCACCAUGGAAGAGUUCACGUCGCUAUGAAUACAUUCAAUAUGGAACUGGACAACGAUUUGGGAAGCAGAAAAGUUGUUCGCGUGACACCAACAAUGUGGAGAGCUGGAGAAGAUGGUUAUUCUGGAAAUGCAGCUACUGCUUCUGUCUGUGUGACGACCAUUACAAUUCUGACCGUUACUUCAAUCUUCGGGAAACUGUAUCCGAUGUUAAGGCGAACAAAGUGGUGACUGGAGUGCGCUUUGUGAAGAAGAAUCGUGUAUUCCAUUUACAAAUACAGCAAGGACAACUCUUACCCCGAGGUGAAAUCAAUCAAUCCACUGUGGAGUGGAAACCCGUCGACGGCUACAAAAUCGAUGAUACAAAUAUUAGGGAAGGAGUCGACUAUCAUUCAAUGAACUACAAGAGCCGGGGCUUAAAUCUGGAUGAAAUAACAUAUACUAAUGAUAAAGCAUUUGUGGUAACCGGUGUCCGUUUCCAAGCAACGAAUGGACGACUCAAUCUAAUAGUUUUGUUUAGUAAUUUUGAUUUCGUUAAGGGUCUGCUAAUUGAGCCGGAGUCAACUCGAAAAUACCAAUCUAAUAGCAACAUCGAAGGCAGAGAAAAACUACAUUUAACAAAUCUGGAUGUUCCAACGUUGUCUAUUGACAGUUCGCAGCCCUUAUCAAAGGAUGGACAAUAUCUGGAGUUUGUCAACACAGGAAUGGAACAGGAUGCGGCACAAACAACAAUUCCAUUUAUUGACAUUCAGGAUGUCGUCUCCAAUCACCCAGUGCCCUUAUCUGGAAUCGGCAUUUACUAUAAAGGUAGUCUGGGAUACGGUGGCUUCGUGGCUCCCAAAAUCAUCAGCUACGAUAUUUCCCCACAUCUCCCGCUGGUGACAAUGCUUUGAAAAACUUUUGAUUAUGACAAUGUCAAAUAAUAUAUUAAUAUCAAUUAAUAUAUCAUAUUUUUAAUCUAACACAAUAAAAAUAAAUUU